AUGUCUUACAGUUAUAGAAAGGGAUCUAUCAAUGAGGACAUUGCUGAGACCGAAGUGGAUAUUCCCCAAGCUGGAUAUCUGCCCGUAGAGGAUGCUGUGGAGUCUCAUCAUGGCCAUCAUCAUGAGCCGGCGGAGGUGGGCCACCAUCAUCACGGUGGACAUCAUUACCAGGCCCAGGUGCAUCAUCACGAGCACGGACCCCAUCAUCACCUGGAGUCCCAUCACCACCUGUCAGAGUCCUAUCAUCAGCAUCACUUGGCUGAGUCGCAUCACCACCUCCUGGGAUCCCAUCACCAUCAUCUGCAGGCACCGCUCCACUCAAUCCAUGGUCAUCAUGGCCAUCAUGGCCAUCACGGACUACAUGUGAGCCAUUUGCAUCACCACCGCAACUGCCAUGCCACUAUUCACUGCCCCAGGACUCACAGUCCAACCUAUGCCACCGAUGGCCACUCCUGCUACCAUGUGGGAAACGCCUGCGAACUGGCGAUCCUCAACUGCCUGCGUCGCAAUGAACUGCAGCCGGUUCUCCGCCACAUUAGCCAGCAUGAGUGCCACCAUCUGCCCACAGCUCGCAGAUCCCAUUAA
Molecule: messenger RNA, 585 nt
Organism: Drosophila serrata
Lineage: Eukaryota; Metazoa; Arthropoda; Insecta; Diptera; Drosophilidae
Source: RefSeq, a predicted model, not a curated record